Messenger RNA from Helicoverpa zea (corn earworm), 1593 nucleotides. Its product is annotated as elongation of very long chain fatty acids protein AAEL008004-like. Gene Ontology annotation, biological process: fatty acid elongation, saturated fatty acid; fatty acid elongation, monounsaturated fatty acid; very long-chain fatty acid biosynthetic process. The coding region runs from base 154 to 978 and encodes 274 amino acids. The record is from RefSeq and is a predicted model, not a curated record. Gene Ontology annotation, cellular component: endoplasmic reticulum membrane. Lineage: Eukaryota; Metazoa; Arthropoda; Insecta; Lepidoptera; Noctuidae. The transcript has 6 exons. Gene Ontology annotation, molecular function: fatty acid elongase activity.
CCGUAAGAGUCGCUUGCGCAGAUCGCUGGUCAAGUGAAAAAUAUUUACUUGCAAUAUAGAUUAGUUAAUGAGAUUUAGGUGAAUAAACUAGUUGUCAAAUUGUGGUGGUUAUUUUAGUUCUUAUUUUAAAUUAUUAAAAUAAAUUAAAAAAAAAUGGCGGUGGUACAGCAUGCGAUGAAUGGAUACAAAUAUGUAUUCGAAGAAUUGUCGGAUCCUCGCACAAAAGACUGGUGGCUAGUAUCAGGCCCCGGGCCCCUGCUCACAAUACUGGCCACAUACCUCUACUUCUGCACGAAAGCUGGCCCAAGAUACAUGAAGGAUAAGAAGCCAUAUAACUUGAAACUGUUAGUCAUGGUCUACAAUGUCUUCCAGAUAGCAUUGAGUCUGUUUAUGACUAUCAUUGGUCUGAGCUACUUCUUCACAGAAAGCUAUGACAACAAAUGCUAUUCAGUAGAUUACUCGGACAGCCCGAGGGCUAUGAAAUGGGCAUCAGGAGUGUGGUGGUUUUUCUUCGCGAAGAUCACGGAACUGCUUGAUACGGUCUUCUUCGUGUUAAGAAAGAAGGAGAGACAGAUUUCCUUCCUACAUUUGUACCAUCACACGAUCAUGCCGGUUAUUGGGUGGAUUGGAGUUAAAUAUGCUGCAGGAGGGCAAGCAGUACCUGAGGGUUCCAUCAACGCGUUUAUCCACGUAGUCAUGUACACUUACUACCUGAUCUCGGGUCUCGGACCUCAGUACCAGAAGUACCUGUGGUGGAAGAAACACCUUACCACCAUGCAGCUGAUCCAGUUCUGCCUCGUGGUCUACUUAAACGUCAACAGCCUAUCUUCGAGCAGUUGCAACUACCCCAAGUACCUGAGCUGGCUCGUCAUGUUUAACUGCAUGGCUUUCUUCUAUAUGUUCGGCAAAUUCUACUACAAUAGCUACGUCCAAGGGAGCAAGAAACGGUUCGUCACCGUCUGCGAAAAAGAACUUUGAAGUAAUAAGAAUAAGAGCGAGAUUUGAGUGUCAGUUAACUGCUGUAAUUUUCUGCUUUUGUGGAGUACCUAGGUGGAAUUGAAACUUAUAUGACAUUUUAAGUUGUUGUGUAAGCAAUGUUAUAAUAAGAUUGUUUGUGAUUUUAAUUUAGAGCUUAAAUUAGUUACUUAAAUAUGUAUGUCGAAACUGUGAAAAUCUUAAUUCAUCCCAUUUUUAUAUGGCUUCAUUCAUUUUUAUAUUGAUCCAAUCCUGUUAUUUAUCUAAGAUACCUUGUUAUUAUUUUAUUUUAUACGUUUUCGUGCUGUUAUUGAAAAAUGCGAGAAAAAGUAAGAUUGUGCAACUUGCUAUAACAAUUUUAGUAGGUGUUACUGAAUGCGAUGAAAUUGUGGCACAAAAACCUUAUUUUUAAGUACUACCUUAGUUACUAGGAGUGAAACUUUAGUUCUUCAAGAGGAUUCUUACUUAAAUAACUUUGUUACUUAGGAUAAAAUAUAAUGGCUAGCUGGUUAUGUAGCAGUAUUUUUUAAUUUUUAACUGUAAAUAAAGUGCCUACGUAGUAACAAAAGUUACGAUUCUGUUUAGUGAUAUAAUUUUGAAAUAAAAUAUGUUAAUUAA